CCUCCUGCCCAAUACACAAGGAAAAAAAAAAAUCACUUGAAUCAAAUAGAAGAAUGCCCAAUGGGCGAGCAGGCUGUCCUGUUUGACCUCAGGUGGUGUGCGCGCAGGCUCUGGCAGCUGCGUAAUUGGUCAGUACUGAGGCUGGCCCGGCUGCCUGUGACAGUGCAACAUCAGCAGUCUGAGCCCCCUCCUCUCCCUCUCCUCCUCUGGCUCUCCACCCUCCCCCUCGCUCUGCCUCCCUGGCCCGGCACAGACAGAUGGGAACGUCUUUCCACUCCACCGGGCUCCCUAUUGCCCAGUCACGCAGCUCCCACCGGCCGCCUGGCCGCCUGGCCGCAAGUCACACAAACAAGCCUUUCCCACCAUGCACCUGGUACUCUGUGCAGCAGACCCACGGGCGCGCGCGCACACACACACACACACACACACACACACACGAACGCACAUCCUGCCGGAGGUGUAGGGCUCUGGUUUCAGUCAGGCUGCAGGCGGCCAGCGCAGCUGCUCGGUUUGAGUUUCUUGUUUGCAUGCUGGAGCUGCCGGGCGCUUUGACAUCGCUGAUAUCAGCAUCUGAGGUGGGUGGAACAAAGCCGAGGAUGAAUUAAAUAAUGAGGCCGGGCGGAGAAGCGGGGAAAGCAGGGUUUUUUCCUCACAUUGCUAACCUCAUGGUGGAGCGGGAAGGCUGCGUUCGGCGGCGCAGAUCAUGGACCCUCUUUUAGCUAAACGGCACUGAAAGCUUGUGCGAAGUUUCUGCCACAGAAAUCCAGGAUGGAGAUAUUUGAAAAGUAGGAUUCUGAGUGGGUCUGUGUGCACGCAGGGAUUGAGGUUUUGGCUGGCUGAAACAGACUGGGCUAAAUCCGCCCUUUUGCGUGAGCGCAGGGGAAACACAGGAAGAGAUAGACAUCGGCGCUCUCCUAACAGCGGAAGUUGGACUGGAUACUCAAGCUGGCAGCCAUGACGGAGGCCAAGGCCUCCUCGACGAGCCUCACCUGGGCGCAGGUGUGUAAGGAGUGUGGGCAGGGCCACGGCGGCCAGGAGAACCACCUGUACGAGUACCAGGACGAGGUGGACGAUGAGCUCGUCUGCCACAUAUGCCUUCAGCCCCUGCUGCGGCCCAUGGACACACCCUGCGGCCACACCUACUGCUUCCAGUGCCUGAGCAGCUUCCUGCGAGAGCAGGACUUCUGCCCCGUGGACCGGCAGAGGCUGCAGCUCCACCAGUGCCGAGCCUCCAGCCUGCUGGUCAGGAACCUGCUGGACAAGCUGACCGUGCUCUGCCCCUACCACAGCGAGUGCCAGCAGCAGAUGCAGCGCUGCGAGCUGCAGCCGCACCUGCACAACAGAUGCUCUGCAUUCAGAAGGAUGAGGGAGGAGGCAGAGAGGAGGAAGAGGCCCUCCUGGAAUGAGCUGAAGGGGGGCAGGUCCGAGGGGGAGCCUGGGUCCGACUCCAAACUCGGCCCGACGCUGUCGCGCACGGCCACUCCCCGCGGCGCGGCGGACCCGGGAUUGGUCAACCCCGCCUUUGAGGAGAGCGAGGACGAAGCCCCUCUGCGGUGCAGCCUGGUGGCGGAGGCUAACGUGGUGGAGAUCUUCCGGGAGGAUCCGGAGGACGAGCUGGGCGUGCGCAUUGUGGGCGGGAAAGACACACCCCUGGGUAACAUCGUCAUCCAGGAGAUACUCCGUGACUCGCUGGCGGCACGAGAUGGCAAGCUGGCGCCCGGAGACCACAUCCUGGAGGUGAAUGACGUCAGCGUGGCCUGCGUCCCUCACAGACGCGCCAUCGCGGUCCUGCGCAGACCCUGCUCCAUGACGCGGCUCACCGUCAUGCAGGAGAAGGGCUUCUCCACCCGGAACCCCCGCCCCGAGCACCACUCGCCCCCCACCGCCCCCAACAGCAGCAGCACCACCACCACCACCAUCACUUCCCCUCCCCCCCACUGCCCCGCCCCCAGCGCCAGCACCGUCAUCCAGGUGACGCUGGUGAAGAGGGAGCGCACCGAGCCGCUGGGCAUCAAGCUGAUCCGCAAGUCCGAGGAGCCCGGCGUCUUCAUCCUGGACCUGCUGGCCGGGGGCGUGGCCGCCAAGGACGGCAAGCUGCGCAACAGCGACAAGGUACUGGCCAUCAACGGGCACGACCUGCGGCACGGCACGCCGGAGAGCGCCGCCCAGAUCAUACAGGCCAGCGAGGUGCGGGUGAACUUCGUGGUGAUGAGGCAGGCGGAGCCGCCCGAGGAGGGGGGCACGAGCGGAGAGGGGCAGGGUAGAGGGGCCAGAAGAGCCCCCGAGCUGCAGUAUUUCAGGCGGCGCUCCACCUACGUGAAGGAACCUCCAGGCGGAUUCUCCAGCCAGGAGAAGACGGUGAGUCUGAAGAAGGAGCCACGCCUCUCUCUGGGCAUCACCAUUGCGGGCGGGCGGGACUGUCGCAGCCGGGUGCCCGUCUACAUCACCAGCGUCCAGCCUGUGGGCUGCCUGCACCGCGACGGCACCAUUAAAACAGGCGACGUGCUGCUGAGCAUCAACGGCGUGGACCUGACGCAGCUGACGUACAGCGAGGCGGUGUCGGUGCUGAAGGCGCAGGCCGCCCAGUCCGCCGUGGUGCUGCGCGUGGUGCAGACCCUCACCGAGGGGGAGGAGGAGGACGAGGGGGAGGCGGGCAACAAGGAGGAGCUGGAGACGCUCGACAACCCCAGGGAGGACGACAUCAACUGGACCCCGCUGUGGACCCGCUGGCUGGGCCUGCCCAGUCACAUGCACUGGUGCAGAGACAUCGUCCUGCAGAAGACCAACAAUGAGAGCUGGGGGUUCAGCAUCGUCGGGGGCUACGAGGAGAGCCACGGCCAGCAGCCCUUCUUCAUCAAGACCAUUGUGCCCGGGACGCCGGCCCACUUCGACGGCCGCCUCAAGUGUGGUGAUGAGAUUGUGGCGGUGAAUGGCGCCACCACCGUGGGCAUGAACAACUCGUCCCUUAUCCCAUUGCUAAAGCUGCAGAAGAACAAAGUCACACUGACUGUGGUGUCCUGGCCUGGAAGCCUGGUGUAGCGGCCCCUGGUCUCCCCUACCUGCCAGGUGUGACCAGGUGUGACACCUCAAACCCCCCACCCCCCCCCAUCACCGCUGAGCCUCUGUUACAACAGCACUCUGUACAACAGUACACUAAGCUUCAUUUACGGACGACACUCUGAGACAGAAAGAAAGUCCCAAAUUGUUACGCUGGGCCCAACCGCAGGAAUGUACUUUGUUAAAGUAUUUUAUUUUAUUUUAUUUUAUUUUAUUUUACAGACCUCCCCUUAUUUCAAGUUGACAGCUUAUUUGCACUUUGCCCUGCCACAUUUGCUAGACGGGCUUGCCGGUUACAUCUGUGGAUGGCUGAGUUAAACAGUUCCAUACAGGGCAUACACAUUCCUCCCUUCAACAUGGUUCCUUGCGUGAGAGGGAGGGAGAGCAUGGUCAAAGAGCAGUGGGGAAUAUGUGACUGUAGACUAAUAUAAAUCAAUGUUGAAGAUUGGCAUUUUUGUCUCAAAAAUGCCUUCAGGUAAACUGGAGGGAGAGGAGUUUGAACCUUUUUGGACACACUGACAUUUCAUUGAUGGCAUACUUGUUGUACAUGUUGUGGUUGGAAGGCUGUGUGUGUGUGUGUGUGUGUGUGUGUGUGUGUGUGUGUGCGCACACGUGAGUAUGUAUACUUGUGAGUAAGUAUGUCUGUGCCCCACGGCAUGUAAGUGUGUGUGUGUGUGUGUGUGUGUGUAGCAGUUAAUAAAUCUUAUUGAUGAUAACUUAGCAAAAUCAUCGCUGUAGCUCUACACAAUGCUAAAGAUGAGUGCUCAGCUCCACCACUUAAGUCUCUGACGAUUUUGUAACUGUUCAAAGCCUAUAGUACUUUGUGUUUAUAAAUUUUUGUUUUGUUGAAGCAAUGAACCCCAUGCAUUUAUUUUAAAAGUCUUGACAAUUGUUUGGACACCGAUAUUAAGCAUUGUACUCGCACAAUGGUGAUAUAUAUAUAUAUAUAGUAGUACAACUUUUAGAUGUUUAUUUCUAGUGUUAUUAUUUAGUGAACCUAGUCAAUUCAUAUGAAAAUCUGAAAACUGCAGACUAUGAUGGUAGUUUAAAAUAGUCCAUUAUAUCAUAAAGUAUGAAUGAAGUAUAACUAUGUAAUGUGAUUUUGGAGAAGUGAGAUGAUUAAAUUUGACACAAAACUUUAAAUUCCUUUGCGUGAGAACAUACCAAAGUCUCAUAAUGAAGUAACUGGCUUCGCCUACUCAUCUUUAACUGAUUUGUUGUGACAAUCUUAUUUACUGGGGAUACUUAAUUUUAUUUCCUGUGUAUGCAAGAACAUUGUAGUCCUAUAUUUUUUGUCUCCUUUGAUUGUUCACAAGUGUACUGUUCAUGCGCUGUAAUGUAAUUGUAUGGGCUACCUAACUUUCUGUGCAAUGUAUAAUUCUUGAAUGUCUUUCAAUUCAUUUGGGUGCCUUGUUUCUACAGAAAGACAAAUCAGUUGAUCAGCUGCCUUAAGUAUCACAAAACCAAAAAUGUUGCUCUGGUCCCCAGCUGAGAGUGGAGCAACGUGCUGUUGAAGUAUCAUCUUGUUGAGUUUUCACAGGGAGAGCCUGACUGCAGUUGCUAAUCUCCAUGCUUGUAUUCUUUCACUGUUCACAGAUUUUCCCAUGAUCGUGAUAACAACUUUAAAAGAACGUGGAGCAAUUUUCGAUUAAGUAUUACUGCUACUGAUGUUUCAAUACUGAGUUGGUUCAAAUGAAUGCUGUAAACAACAUAUUCUGUAUUGUAGCUCAAAUAUUGGAAAUGGGGAUAAUAUCCAUAUCAUUGCUUCGGCAAUCUGUCUCUCCUCAUUGCUGUAGAUACUGUAAGUUUGUAUGAUUUUUAAAUAGAAGGCACUAUUUCAGCCUACAGACCUUUGCAGCCAUAAGGAGCUUUUGUGCUGUUGUAUCAUUAAAAAUGUCUCAUUAAACAAAAUAAGU
Messenger RNA from Megalops cyprinoides (Indo-Pacific tarpon), 4973 nucleotides. It is a transcript of the gene lnx2b, whose product is annotated as ligand of numb-protein X 2b. The transcript has 10 exons. Gene Ontology annotation, molecular function: protein binding; ubiquitin-protein transferase activity; metal ion binding. The record is from RefSeq and is a predicted model, not a curated record. Bases 955 to 3039 code for a protein of 694 amino acids. Lineage: Eukaryota; Metazoa; Chordata; Actinopteri; Elopiformes; Megalopidae.